AUGAAAAGCAGUCCGACGCGUAAAUAUGAAAAUUUCUCCGACCACCAAGCUAAAGAGACUGACAAGUAUUCCCUAGACAGCCAAGACACCGCCAGUCUGCAUUCGAAUACGGAGGAAGGUCGCCGCGGCGGGGAGGUGAGCGCGGGCGCCGGCGACAUGUGGAUCAGCGCGGUUGAGAGUUCCAUCCUAAGUUGGGAGGCGGUGGCUGAACGUCUACAAGUGGACGUUCGCAGGGGAUUAUCAUGGAGGGAGGCAAACGAUCGUAUGAACUUUGUGGGUCCCAACGAGUUCCAAGUAAAAGAAGAGGACCCACUAUGGAAGAAAUAUAUCGAGCAGUUUCAGAAUCCUCUCAUAUUAUUGUUGCUUGGUUCCGCAGUGGUCAGCGUGUGUAUGAAACAGUUCGAUGACGCCAUAUCCAUCACUGUAGCGAUCAUGAUCGUUGUGACCGUUGCCUUUGUGCAGGAGUAUCGCUCGGAGAAGUCGCUCGAAGAACUUAACAAACUGGUACCACCGUCAUGCAAUUGUCUUCGCGAAGGCAGCUUAGAACAUUUCCUCGCACGAAAUCUGGUACCCGGCGAUAUAAUACACCUUAAUGUCGGAGAUAGGGUGCCCGCAGACUUGCGAUUGUAUGAAUCGACGGAUUUAUGCAUCGACGAAUCUUCCUUUACUGGUGAAACUGAGCCGGCAGUUAAAAGUGUCUUACCGAAUAAAGCUUCCGCUGGACGGGUUAAUAAAGAUAACAUCGCGUUUAUGGGCACCCUAGUUAGAUGUGGAAAUGCAAAGGGUAUUGUAGUAAGCACUGGGGAACGUUCGGAAUUCGGUGACAUGUUUCGUAUGAUGCAAGCUGAGGAGGCGCCCAAAACACCCCUGCAAAAGUCCAUGGACACCCUCGGCACUCAGUUGUCCAUGUAUUCUUUCUGCAUCAUAGGAUUUAUUAUGUUGGCUGGAUGGUUGCAAGGGAAGGCUAUACAGGAGAUGUUCACUAUUGGUGUUAGUUUGGCGGUAGCUGCUAUACCUGAAGGUCUACCGAUCGUAGUGACAGUGACUUUAGCUCUUGGUGUGAUGCGUAUGGCGAAACGUAAUGCGAUAGUGAAGAAGCUGCCCACUGUAGAGACUUUGGGCUGUGUCAAUGUUAUAUGCAGUGAUAAGACAGGAACAUUGACAAAGAAUGAGAUGACAGUGACUACUUUGUCAACAUCUGGUGGGCAUAUAGCUGAAGUGACGGGUGCAGGGUACAGCGCUCGGGGGGACGUACAGCUGAGGGCGUACAAGGGCCGGGACCUGGACGUGGCCAGGAUGGGUGUUACCAGUAUGUUGGAGGUGGGUGUUCUAUGCAAUAACGCGGUGAUUCGCGACGACACUCUGUACGGGCAGCCCACGGAGGGCGCGCUGCUGGCGUGCGCCAUGAAGAACAACAUGCACGACUUCCGAGAACAGUAUACGAGACUCAAUGAAAUACCUUUUAGCUCAGAAACAAAAAUGAUGGUGGUGAAAUGUGCACCGAAGUUCAACGAUGCGAAAUUGAAAGAGGAAUUAUUUGUGAAAGGUGCCAUUGAAAAAGUUUUGCCCUUGUGUACUAAUUACAUAGACAGUUCUGGAAACUACGCGCCUAUGACCAAAGAGAAACAGACGGACUUCUUGAAUGAAGCAUACAAUAUUGGGAGGAUGGGUCUCCGUAUAAUAGCGCUGUGCCGCGGCGCGCGGCUGGACGCGCUGACGUACACGGGCGUGUGCGGCGUGUGCGACCCGCCGCGGCAGUCGGCGCGCGACGCCAUCGCGGCGCUGCGGCGCGCCGGCGUGCACGUCAAGAUGCUCACCGGGGACGCGAGACCCACCGCGCUCGCUGUCGCACAAAUGGUGGGUCUGGACGUAUUGCACUCGCAGUCCUUAUCUGGUGAACAACUCGACACGAUGUCGGACGACGAUUUGGACGCCAUUAUUGAUUCUGUCACAGUGUUCUACAGAGUAUCACCAAAACACAAGCUGGGUAUUGUCAAGUCCCUACAAAGGCUCGGAAAUAUCGUGGGCAUGACAGGCGAUGGUGUCAACGAUGGUGUGGCUUUAAAGCGAGCUGAUAUAGGCAUAGCCAUGGGAAAUGGCACCGAUGUGUGUAAGGAAGCAGCCGAUAUGAUCUUAGUUGAUGACGAUUUCGCUACAAUUAUCUCAGCAAUAGAGGAAGGGAAAUGUAUAUUCUACAACAUACGCAACUUCGUCCGUUUCCAACUGUCGACUUCCAUCGCGGCGCUGUCGCUGGUGGCGCUGGCCACGCUGCUGGGUGUUCCCAACCCGUUGAAUGCUAUGCAAAUAUUGUGGAUCAACAUCAUAAUGGACGGUCCGCCGGCGCAGUCGCUGGGCGUGGAGCCCGUGGACCGGUCGGUGCUGCGGCGCGCGCCGCGCGACACGUCGCGCCGCAUCCUGUCGCGCGCGCUGCUCGCCGCCGUGCUGCUCUCCGCCGCCAUCAUCAUCGCCGGCACGCUCUGGGUCUUCAACAGGGAGAUGUCGGACAAUAAAAUAACCCCCCGGGACACAACUAUGACGUUCACGUGCUUUGUCCUAUUCGACAUGUUCAACGCUCUCUCCUGUCGCUCGCAGUACAAGAGCAUAUUCCAGAUUGGACUGUUUUCAAACAAGAUGUUUUUGAUCGCAGUCACAUUGAGUCUCGUUGGGCAGAUGCUGGUCAUUUACUUCCCGCCUUUGCAAAGAAUUUUUCAAACUGAAGCUCUCACUGGUCAUGAUCUCAUAUUCCUAGUCUGUCUCACAUCGAGCGUGUUCAUAGUGAGCGAAAUAAAGAAGCUGAUAGAGCGCACACUGAAGAAGCGAUCCAGUGGAAAGUUCUCGACGAAGCCACACGACGCCCUGGACUUUGUA
Molecule: messenger RNA, 2868 nt
Organism: Brenthis ino (lesser marbled fritillary)
Lineage: Eukaryota; Metazoa; Arthropoda; Insecta; Lepidoptera; Nymphalidae
Source: the annotation of a GenBank genome assembly